AUGGCGGCGUAUCCGGGGCAGGGUUUCCCCGGCGCAGGACAGGCCCCCGGCGCGCCCCCGCCCGGCGCUUAUCCCGGAGCCUAUCCCGGAGCUCCCUACGGCGGAGCGCCCUAUGGACAGCCUGGGCCUUACGGCGGCCCCCAGCCUGGGCCCUACGGAGGAGCGGCUCCCGGAGGUAAUGCUCCCCCGGGUGUGGACCCAGAGGCUUUCUCCUGGUUCCAGGCAGUGGAUGCAGAUCACAGUGGCUACAUCUCUGUCAAGGAGCUGAAGCAGGCUCUGGUCAACUCCAACUGGUCAACAUUCAACGAUGAGACCUGCCUGCUGAUGAUAAACAUGUUUGACAAGAGCAGGUCCGGGCGCAUGGACAUCUACAGCUUCUCAGCCUUGCUGCGCUUCCUCCAGCAGUGGAGGAGCCUCUUCCAGCAGUAUGACAGGGACCAGUCAGGCUCCAUCAGCUUCCACGAGCUCCAGCAAGCUUUCACCCAGAUGGGCUACACCCUGAGCCCCCAGUUCAGCCAGCUGCUGCUGGCUCGGUACGGCCAGAGGUCCUCCAGCCCCAGCAUCCAGCUGGACCGCUUCAUCCACAUCUGCACACAGCUGCAGAGCAGCACCGAGGCCUUCCGCGAGAAGGACGCAGGGCGGGUGGGCAGCGCCCGGCUGAGCUACGAGGACUUCCUCACCAUGGUGGUGACUCGCAUGAUGUGACCCCUUCAGCUGAGGCCUGCCAGCUCUCUGGGCACCUCUCGGACCAGCCAACCCUCCUGUGGAUGUGGCUGAG
Indicator indicator is the source of this 778-nucleotide messenger RNA. It is a transcript of the gene PEF1, whose product is annotated as penta-EF-hand domain containing 1. The record is from RefSeq and is a predicted model, not a curated record. The coding region runs from base 1 to 705 and encodes 234 amino acids. Gene Ontology annotation, biological process: COPII vesicle coat assembly. The transcript is spliced from 5 exons. Lineage: Eukaryota; Metazoa; Chordata; Aves; Piciformes; Indicatoridae. Gene Ontology annotation, molecular function: calcium ion binding.